GGCGAUGUUUUAUUGAAAGCGUAUGUAAUACCGUUACACAAGUAGAAGUGUGUAAGGGCCUUGCUGAAGGAUGAAGAAAGCCACAACAAUUUUUCUGUUUAUUCAAAUCUUAACAAAUAUCUGGACAGUAAGCGGGCUACGAAAUUUUAUUCUAAAUCAGCUCACAAUACAAUGCAGACCUGACUGUCGGGACAGAUUUUCGUUUUGCCCCUCCGCUAUUCUGCGGUGUAACACGAAUAACUUAUGGAAGGCUAGCUGCCCCCAAACCUGCGGUGUCUGCUUUCGGUGCGGGGACCUUGCGUUUCAAGCUGACGGAUCGACCGUUCCUAUAUCGACAUGUGAACCAAGCACGAACCGGUGUUCACCUGCCGCACGAGUUAUGUGUAGAAAAUCGUGUCGAAUAUGUACACCAUGUACACUACCACCCACCAAACCACCCUGUACCAACACUUGCACCGACCAUUACACGUCAUGCGAGUACUGGUCCAACUUGGGAUACUGUGACGUAAAUGGGGAAUACCCACACGUGAGACACGUUUGUGGAAAAAUGUGUGGGCUUUGCGAACGAUGCCCUCAAACUACAACAGCAAUCGCUUCGACAAUACAAAACCCACCUCAAGGUUUAUUACCGGCCGAAGUUACUCCCACAACCACCGCACCCAUUAACACAACUGCAAUAACAUCAACGACAACUACAUACCAAUACCCUGAAAACCAAGAUCAAUCAAAUGAGGACUCUUACAGAUAUGACAGCCAUGGGAACCCAGUACAUUCAUGGUGGCCGACGCAAAAUUGAUUGUGGUACAAUUAUUUACAAUGUAGACAUUGCCUGAACACAUUCUAAGUAUUAUAAAUUCUUGUUGAGUAAACUCAUAUAAAAGAGAUUAUACAAAUAAACGAGAUAUAUAGUACGGUGGGAAAAAUGGGACACAUUUUCAAUCUGUUUUCUCGCCCCUUUUGGUAGUAAGCAAA
Molecule: messenger RNA, 972 nt
Organism: Ciona intestinalis (vase tunicate)
Lineage: Eukaryota; Metazoa; Chordata; Ascidiacea; Phlebobranchia; Cionidae
Source: RefSeq, a predicted model, not a curated record